UGGGUCACCGUGUACCUGUUGAUUGUUUGUUAAGAUAACAGACUUUGCAUUUAGGAAGUUAUUGGACAGGAAUCUCGACAGUGUGCAGAACUGUGCUGUUUGUCGUGAUUAUUGAAAUGGAUUUCUCUAAAUUAGCUGACUGUGGUCCAUGUCUUCGAGACAAUAAGAAGAAACUGUCUAGUGAUUGGUGUAUCGAAUGUGCAGAACCUCUCUGUCUUGCUUGUAAGAAAGUACAUAAUCUUCUGAAAAUGACCAGUGAACAUCAUUUGAUUGAAAAUCAAAAAAGUAGUUCGGACUCAAUUUCGCACGAUGACAUUUUAGAUUUACAAAACUGUACCAUUCAUCAAAAUUUCAUUAUAGAUAGGUUUUGUAACAAUCAUAGCACAUUGUGUUGUCAGUGUUGUAUUGAAGAGACUCACUUUUCUUGUAAGAGUGUCGAAUCAAUUGAAACAGUGGCAAAGAACAUCAAGGCUUCUUCAAAAUUCGAAAAUACAAGUUUACAUUUAAUCAGUUUGAUACAGUUGUUAACUGAAAUACGAAAUGACAAACGCAGUAACAUUGGAAACAUUCAGCAUUCCGAGUUAGAAGUGAAGAAAAAAAUUGAAGUGGCGAAGAUUAACAUGAUUAUCAGAAUUAAAGAAAUGGCUGACUCUUUAACCUCCGAACUGCAAAAUGUGAAGAAAACGAAAAUUUUGGAACUGGAAAAGCAAGUUAAAGAAACAGAACAGCAGAUAAAUAAGCUAGAAAAGAAGAAAAGGAUAAUCGACUUGUUUAACCAAAAAGGGUCGGAAACGCAUACUUUUCUUUUAUUGCAAAAACUGAAAUCAGAACUUGCAACGGAGGAAAGUAUGAUAAGAAAAAGUAUUGAGGAAUGCGAUAACACAUACCUUAGUUUCAAUGAUGGGGAUGACAUAAUGUCUCUCCCAAAAGUUCUUGGUAAAAUUGAUAUUAUAUCAGAACCGUCGGCUGUCAAGUAUACACCUUCUCCAACAACAAAACGGCGCCAAGACAAAUCAGAUAGUGCAUUACCGAUAUCACAUAUCAAAUCGUUUAAAUUGUCUUCUGAAUUCGAUAUAGAUUUUGAUAAGGGAUUCGUUUCAGGUAUGUGUAUUAAUGAAGAUGACGGAAUUCUGCUCUGCUUACGUGGGACAGAUAAAUUAUUAAUGUAUAAUUUGGAAGGAAAACCCAAUGGAGAAAUAGUGGUGAGUGGAAACCCGUUUGAUGUUUCUUGUGUACCAGAAACUGACAAAGCAGUUGUAACAUUGCCAGAUUCGUCAACAUUACAGAUGGUUGAUGUUGAUAUGAAAGAUGCAGAAAAUAUCAUCGACAUGCCAGAAAGUUGCUGGUCGGUAACUACGGUGAAUAAAAAAUUAUUUAUUGCUGGUGGUUUUAAAAGCUUGUAUGUGAUAGAUAUUGGAGGCGAAAAACUCGAAGAAAUAACGAAGCCAGAAUGUGGACGGACAUAUUCUUUGACAUUCGCAGACGACAAAUUCUUUUACUGUUCCGAUGUCGAUUUUAAAAAUGAAAAAGUUUAUUGUAUAACUGAAGAAGGGAAUUUUGUUUUCUGUUAUUCAAAUGCGAAUCUAAGAACUCCGACAGAACUAGCCGUGGACCUAAGAGGCAAUGUUUAUAUCACAGAUUUAGACUCUAACAAUGUGCAUCGAUGUUCUCCAUCCGGGGAUUUUCUCGAUGUUCCUAUAAAAGGGAGUGACAUUACGGAACCAAGAUCUAUUUGCUUUAACAGAGAAACAACUCAUCUCGCACUAUCUAAUAAAAGUGGGAAAAGCAUUUGUGUGUAUAAAAGCGUUGUAUGAGUA
Messenger RNA from Mytilus trossulus (common blue mussel), 1817 nucleotides. RefSeq lists its product as uncharacterized. The record is from RefSeq and is a predicted model, not a curated record. The transcript is spliced from 2 exons. NCBI's taxonomy places the organism in Eukaryota, Metazoa, Mollusca, Bivalvia, Mytilida, Mytilidae. Bases 117 to 1814 code for a protein of 565 amino acids. Gene Ontology annotation, molecular function: ubiquitin protein ligase activity.